Molecule: messenger RNA, 3984 nt
Organism: Python bivittatus (Burmese python)
Lineage: Eukaryota; Metazoa; Chordata; Lepidosauria; Squamata; Pythonidae
Gene: SMARCAD1
Product: SNF2 related chromatin remodeling ATPase with DExD box 1
Molecular function (GO): ATP binding; ubiquitin binding
Source: RefSeq, a predicted model, not a curated record
CGCCGGGUUCCUCCUACCCCCGCGCCUCAGCCCGCCGUUCGUUCUGCCGCCGCGGCAGGCGUCCCGAGGGCUCGCGCCUCAUUGGAGUGGGCGCGCGGUAAGGAAGACGCGGGAGGCCAGGGGUGGCAGAGAAGACGUUCGCUUGCCGGCCCGCCUGGUUGCCCGGCCGGUUUCCUCUCCUUCCCCCUCCCCCUUCCCGUCUUUGUCUCCAUCUCUUUCUCGCAGUUUGGCUUAGCCGCGAGAAAAAGCAGGCCGGGAGAGGAUGACGCCCGCGUAGAAGGGGUGAGGAGGAGCCCCCUGGCCUCGUUUACUCUUGACUUAUGUGGAGCUGUUAUUGUUCCCAGAGAUUUUAAAGUUGCACUUCAUAAACUCUGGCCGAAGUGAAGGACAAAGAUCAUGAGUUUGUUUAAUCUGGACCGCUUUCGCUUUGAAAAGAAGACAAAAAUUGAAGGACAGAAUGCUCCAUCUUCAGAUUCUCCUGCAGAUCAAAAAGCACCUGCUGCUUUCAGUACUGUAAAGAAUUCUACACCUCCUCCUCCUUCAGAAGACCAUUCUGCUAUUGUUGGUGGAGAAGAUGAUAAUGAUCAUAGUAGUGGACCAACCUCUCCAGCAUCUGAUGUGUCUGAGAAAACUGAUGACUCCAGUAUUCCAGAAACUCCUGAAUCAAAGAGGACAGUGCAAUCAACGUAUUUUAAAUAUCGGAAAGAUGUUAUUGAAUUGUCAUCUGAAAGUGAAGGCGAGGAAAUACCAACCAAAUACAACAAUGCAAAGCAACCCACAGUUUCUAGAAAGGAUGUCAUUGUAAUUUCUGAACCUUCUGAUGAAGAAAGUGAGAAUGAAUCAUCACAAUCUCUCCAUAAAAAUGGUCCAACCGAAAUGUCAGAUGCCACAGAGGAAGAGGAGGAGGAAGAUCUGAACUACUGUAAACUCCAAACACUAAAAGAACUUUUUCCACAAAAAAGUGACCAAGAAUUAUUAGAGCUGAUAGAAUCAACGGAUACAAUGGAUGAAGCUAUAGCUGCUGGUCUAAAAUUGUUUGAGGAAGGAGGAUCUCGAAAGAGAAAGCUCGAAGAAGGUGCAGUGGGUGGUCCUGAAGAUAAGGAUGACCAAAGUGCAAAAAAGAAAAAGCUUGAUCCUUUGCAAAAUCCCGAAAACCAGUGGGAAAAGCGUGAAAAUUUAGUAAGCAAACUGCACAAAGAAUUUCCUAGCUUGGAUAAAGAGGAAUUGAGAGAUGUACUUCAAGAACACAACUGGAUAUAUCAAGAAGCUCUGGAUUCUUUAAAAGCAUUUAUGGAAGAUCAAGAGGAUGCACAAUAUCCUUCCAAAAGUGAAGUUUCAAAUGGAAAGGGGGUAUCAAUUAAUAAUACCCAUUACCACCAGAAUGACACUAAUGUGAGGCUCAAAGAGAAAUCAUCCAAAACAUCUGAGAAUGGCUUCAGGAGAAAAGAAAAAAAGAAAAAGAUUUGGAGUACUAAAAAGGAUUCACAGGAGCUGGAGUAUGAAUCUGCUUCAGAAGCUGGUAGCUCCCUUGAUGAGGACUAUAGCAGUGGUGAUGAAGUGAUGGAAGAUGGUUAUAGAGCUAAAAUUCUUAGUUUUCUUCAAGAUGCUUCUCUUGGUGAACUCACUUUGAUUCCACAGUGUUCUCAGAAAAAGGCUCAGAGAAUAAUGGAGCUCCGUCCCUUUAAUAGUUGGGAAGCUUUGUUCACAAAAAUGUGCAGGACCAAUGGCUUGUCAGAAGAUAUUAUUUGGAAUUGCAAAACAUUGCUAAGAGAAAGAGAUGUUGUGUUAAAACUUAUGAACAAAUGUGAAGAGAUCUCAAAUAAACUGACCAAACAAGUAACAAGGAUCACUGGAGAUGGAGGUGGUGGAUGGAACAUUGACCAACCAUCCAUCCUGAAUCCAAGCAUGGAACUUAAGCCAUAUCAGAAGAUUGGUUUAAAUUGGCUAGCACUUUUGCAUAAGCACUCACUGAAUGGUAUUUUAGCUGAUGAAAUGGGUUUAGGAAAAACCAUUCAAGCAAUUGCUUUUCUGGCAUAUCUUUAUCAAGUGGGUGAUGUAGGUCCACAUUUGAUUGUAGUGCCAGCAUCAACAUUAGAUAACUGGAUAAGAGAAGUUAACCUGUGGUGUCCUGAACUCCAGGUCUUAUUUUAUUAUGGAUCUCAAGAAGACAGGAGGCAUCUCAGAAUGGAUAUCCACAAUAAAGUAACAGAUUUCAAUGUGAUAGUGACAACGUAUAACUGCGCUAUUAGCAGUCCAGAAGAUCGUAGUCUAUUUCGCCGGAUGAAACUUAAUUAUGCAAUCUUUGAUGAAGGUCAUAUGCUAAAAAAUAUGGGUUCUGUACGCUAUCAACACCUGAUGACAAUUAAUGCAAAAAAUCGUUUGCUGCUAACUGGAACUCCUGUUCAAAAUAAUCUUUUAGAACUUAUGUCCCUGUUGAAUUUUGUAAUGCCACAUAUGUUCAGUAGUAGCACCAGUGAAAUUCGGAGGAUAUUUUCUUCUAAAGCAAAAUCAUCUGAGGAGCACAGCGUGUAUGAAAAGGAGAGAAUUGCCCAUGCAAAGCAGAUAAUAAAACCAUUUAUCUUGAGAAGAGUAAAAGAAGAGGUGCUGAAACAACUACCUCCCAAAAAAGAUAUUGUUGAGUGGUGCGAAAUGUCUGAGAAACAGGAACGACUAUACCAAGAUCUUUUUAGCUGCCUUAAGAAAUCUAUUGAUAGUCAAGAAAAAAAUUCCGAAAUGGGCAAUGUCAUGAUGCAGCUAAGAAAAAUGGCUAAUCAUCCUCUCUUACACCGUCAAUAUUAUACCUCUGAAAAACUUAAAGUUAUGUCAAAACUCAUGCUCAAGGAGCCUACACACUGUGAAGCAAACCCUGAUCUUAUUUUUGAAGAUAUGUGUGUGAUGACUGAUUAUGAACUGCAUUUGCUUUGUAAACAGUAUGCAAAUAUUCAGGAUUUCAAACUUGAAAUGGAUCUAAUUUUGGAUUCUGGAAAAUUUAGGACGCUUGCACGCAUUUUAUCGGACUUUAGAGAAAAGGGUGACAGAGUUGUCUUGUUUAGCCAAUUUACCAUGAUGCUGGACAUCUUAGAAGUUCUCUUGAAACAUGAGCAACAUCGCUAUCUUAGACUGGAUGGAAAGACACAGAUCUCUGAUAGGAUACAUCUGAUAGAUGAAUUCAAUUCAGAUAUGGGUAUAUUUGUUUUCUUGCUUUCAACUAAAGCUGGGGGACUUGGGAUUAAUUUGACCUCAGCCAACGUGGUCAUUCUCCAUGAUAUUGACUGCAAUCCUUACAAUGACAAACAGGCUGAAGACAGAUGCCACAGAGUUGGACAAACUAGAGAAGUGAAAGUUAUCAGGCUUAUAAGUAAAGGGACCAUAGAGGAAUCCAUGCUCAAAAUCAGUCAGCAGAAGUUAAAAUUAGAGCAAGACAUGACAGCAGCAGAUACAGGAGAAGAAGGAGCCAUUCCAGCAGAUAUAGCAACACUAUUAAAAACAUCAUUAGGUCUCUAAUACUAAUAUAAAGAAAAGUGAUGUAGAUUUUUUUUUAUUUGAGGGAAAAAAACGUGGUGCUUCAAUAACUUUUUGUUAUUAAAUACAUUUGUAUGAACAUUUAUAGCUUUUUAAAGAAUUCUUGUUGUAUUGGUCAUGGCAUAGCAUUUUCCCACUACUGGUACUCAAAUUAAAAAUGUACAGCUGCCACAAAAAUGUAGUGCAUAAAAUGCCAUCUGAACUAUCUUACCAAGGCAGUUUUUAAUAGGGACCCUAGUUUUAACAGAACUGCUAAUGCUUAAAAUUGUUGCAUAUUUUUGUAAUUAUUUCUACCUCCAAAUAUAUAUAUAUAGAAUCUGUCUAUUUCACUGGAUGUGUGGUUUUUUUACAUGUGCCUUAUUUGAAAUGCCCAUAUUUGUUGUCUCUUGGCUUGUUUUCAUUUGAAGUACUGUAAUGUUUUAUAUCAGAUUGUUCACAUAAUAAAAAAUUAACCUUAACGAA